GGAGAAGAAGGAGGAGGAGGAGGAGAAGGAGAAGAAGGUAGUGGAAAAGAAGAACAAGGAGAACAACACGACGACGACGAAGAAAAAGACGUGGGGACAAUUAUUCAACAUUUUGGCGUCUGCAGUUACGAAGAGUCCUAGUCCUACGCCCCCGUUGUUUAACUGUAUUAUUACUUCCGUGUCGAAAGCGACAAAAUGUCGUGAACCUCUCUGGCAAGUUCCUCGCGAGAAGCCUGCUGAAAAAAGAGAUAGGAGAAAGAGCUGGAGGAGGCGAAGGAGAAAGAGGAAGGAAGAGGAAGAACAGUACUGGGAAACGAGAGGACGGUUCCUGCCAACAGCAACGGCUUACCAAUAGACCAGAGUUGCAGAAGUGGAAGAGGCGUAAUACGACCAGGUCAAAAGGGGAAGGACCAAACUAAAGACUAGCUAAAUCCUAAAAAAGGAAACAAAAAUAGUGGUGGUCUUUCGGCUCUUGUUAAUAUUCCAAAAGAAUAAGUGUGCUAUUGUGUGAAGGAGCGAAAAAGAGAGAGAGAGAGAGAGAGAGAGAGAGAGAGCGUGCGUGUGAGCGAGCGAAAGGGUGAGAGAGGGAGUGAACGAGAGAGAGAGAGAGAGAGAGAGAGAGAAAAGGUAUAGUAAUAUAGUGCGGUGGUAGUAGUGGUUUGGUGCGUCGAGCCGAUGAUUUUCCCCUAUCGCGCGCGCGACCGUGGCACACGACGUUGAGCGAUCUCGCUUGCGCGCGCGCACACCCGCUGAGAAAGAGAGAGAAAAAGAGAACUAGAAUCGUAGGAGGAGAAGAGGAAAGCGCGUUCGAAGAAGAGGCGAGAGGUAGCGCGAGCGUCGAAUUACCGAAGAGAACAGAACAACGACGAAGUAGAGACAAGAAUACGACGACGAAAAAGGGCUACGUGUGUGUACCCGAAAAGGAAUUUCCAAUUAAUUCGUUCGUUCAUUCGUUCGCGCAUAUAUCGGUGAUAUCCAAUCGGAGUUGAAAGAUCCAGUCUUUGGAGUCGCUCGCUCGGUUGCUUCCUUGAAAUCGUGUUGUGUAGUUAACGGUGCUACUGUCGGUGGAGGCGAAGAAMCCCGAGCCGUGAACCGAAGUACUGCGGUCAACAAGAAGAGAGAAAACGAGCGAAAUAAAGAAAAAAAUAGAAGGAGUGUGAUUGGUGCGCCUUGCUCUUUCGCAUUCAUUCGGAUUGGUUCGCGUUGGUUCGCGCGUAAGAACCGUCCCGAAAACAUCGACCCCUACCUCCCUCUUCAGGGUACCACUGAAGUCGUUGCCGACGUUCCAUUACUACGAGUGUCUUCUCUAUCUCUGUCAGAAUAGAGAGAUAAAAAAAAAAAGAAAAAAAAGGAACAAAUAGACGGAAUAAAUAAUUAGACAAAUAUUCACUCUAUCUCUCUUUUAUUCUCAUUACGGUACGUACUUGACCGAGGAAAUAAAAAGAUAGAAAGAAAAAAAAAAGAUUAAAGAGAUUCGAAAAAAGCGGCGCUUGGGGUUUCCUAACGGGAGUUACUAGAUUUUGACCGCAACGCGUCGCUACGAUCGUGCGGUCUAAAGGAGAGAGCGAGAGAGAGAUAGAGAGAGGCAGGCUCGACGCCUCCGUCCGUAAAAUCGCGCCUUCGAUCGGCGAUCGCGCGUCGAGGGUUCCCUCCCCCUCUUCAUCAUCUUCUUCUUCGCUCUGUGUGGUAUCCUCUCCUCGUCCCUUUCCUUUUAACAUUACCAAUAGCGGUAGCAGCAGCAGCAGCCACAGCUACAGCUACUAAAUUACUACUACACACCUACCCAUAGCCACUUAUUACACUAUUAAAAUCUACUAUUACCCGCUCUUCUCAUCCGUUCAUCCAUCCGUCAUCGUCGUCUUCUUCGUCUUCUUCGUCAUUGUACGUCGUUGGUGUCGAUGGUGGUAGUGUUGGUGGUGAAAAAGGAGGAGGAGGAGGAGUUAGGAGGUGCUGGUAUAGAGGUGUAGGUGUAUAGUGUGUCGUAACGCGGAGGUGUCGCUUCGUUGUCGUCGUUGUCGUGUCGUUGCUGUCGUAUUUAUCGGUGUCGUGUCGUGUCGUGUCGUGUCGUGUAUGCGUGAGUAGUAGAAUAGAUUGGGGAAAGAGAGAAAAAGAAAGAACAAGACAAAAAGGGUUGAAAAAGACGAAGAGGAAGAGGAGCAAGUCAGCCAAAGGGGCUGGUGCUCGCCUGCAAUGUGAUAAUCGUUUGUACCGUCAUUGAUGUCCGAGGUGGUGUCGUCUAGGAGGACAACGCGUUAUUACCAGGUCCCUCCUUGUGAGGUAUUUGCGAAGAGAAGGAAAAGGAAGCGGCACGGGCGGGCGACAAGGCGGGCGACCAGGCGGCGGCCAGCGGAAGCAGCGCAGUCGCGCGAAUAGCGGCCCUGCCAGGUGGAGCUUCCUCAGCUCCCGGCUUCAGGAUGAGCGGCCGACCGAGGACCACCUCCUUCGCCGAGGGCAACAAGCCGCCCGCGAAUCCGCCCCUCGGCGGCGUCAAAAUCAGCAGUGGUACGAUGUACAAUCCAGGCAAGGAUGGCAGCAAGGUGACGACAGUAGUGGCAACUCCUGGCUCUGGUCCAGAUCUACCCCGAGAAGUAGCCUAUACCGAUACCAAAGUCAUUGGCAAUGGCAGUUUUGGGGUUGUCUAUCAAGCGAAACUAUUCGACACGGGAGAAAUGGUUGCCAUUAAAAAGGUUCUACAAGAUAAACGAUUUAAGAACAGAGAAUUACAAAUUAUGCGGCGCCUCGAGCACUGCAACAUCGUCAAACUAAAAUAUUUCUUCUACUCUUGUGGUGAUAAGAACAUCUUAAACGCAACUAAUCCAGUUUUUCAUGUGGACAAGGACGAGGUUUAUCUGAAUCUAGUCCUGGAAUAUAUACCCGAAACCGUGUACAAAGUCGCCCGACAUUAUAGCAAAAGCAAGCAGACGAUACCAAUCAGUUUUAUCAAGCUAUACAUGUACCAACUGUUCCGUUCUUUGGCAUACAUCCAUUCCCUGGGAAUUUGUCACAGGGAUAUUAAGCCGCAGAAUUUACUAUUGGAUCCUGAAACUGGUGUUCUCAAGCUCUGUGAUUUUGGUUCAGCCAAGCAUCUUGUCAAAGGGGAACCUAACGUGUCUUAUAUAUGCAGUCGCUAUUACCGUGCGCCUGAACUCAUCUUUGGUGCCAUUGACUACACUACAAAGAUCGACGUGUGGAGCGCAGGUUGUGUUCUGGCAGAGCUUUUGCUUGGUCAGCCGAUAUUCCCCGGUGACAGCGGUGUAGAUCAACUUGUUGAAAUUAUCAAAGUACUUGGUACCCCGACGCGUGAUCAAAUACGUGAGAUGAACCCUAACUAUACCGAAUUUAAAUUUCCACAAAUAAAGUCGCAUCCAUGGCAAAAGGUUUUCAGGGCGCGUACACCACCGGAAGCGAUGGAACUGGUAGCACGGCUUUUAGAAUAUACACCAUCUCUGAGAAUGACCCCUCUACAGGCAUGCGCACAUUCGUUUUUCAACGAAUUGCGAGAAGAAGGGACACGAUUACCAAACGGUCGUGAAUUACCACCAUUAUUCAAUUUCACCGAGCACGAGCUUAGAAUUCAGCCUAUCUUAAACCCGAUCCUAAAACCGAAAUACAGCAUGCAGUCUCCCGACAAUCCCGGCGGAGGCCAAUCGGAAGCGACGAAUGCUGCCGCCGCGGGGGCUAGCGGUAACUCUAGUGAUAAUAGCGUCAACACCAAUACACCCUCCACCACACAAACUACCGAUCCCAGCCAAUCGAACAUGGCUUAGAAAAAGAAACAAAAAAAAAAAAGAAAAAGAGAAAAAAAAAA
Polistes canadensis is the source of this 3808-nucleotide messenger RNA. RefSeq names its product protein kinase shaggy-like. The coding region runs from base 2415 to 3767 and encodes 450 amino acids. Gene Ontology annotation, molecular function: protein serine/threonine kinase activity; ATP binding. The transcript is spliced from 8 exons. The record is from RefSeq and is a predicted model, not a curated record. NCBI's taxonomy places the organism in Eukaryota, Metazoa, Arthropoda, Insecta, Hymenoptera, Vespidae. Gene Ontology annotation, cellular component: cytosol; axon; cytoplasm. Gene Ontology annotation, biological process: protein phosphorylation; signal transduction; negative regulation of canonical Wnt signaling pathway.